ACUUUUUCUAAAUGAUACUCUAUUGCACACUUAUGUUUGGACGCGAAAGAAAAACAUGUCUCAAAAGAGGAAAAGAAAAAAAAAAAAAAAGAAGUCUUGGUCUUCUGCUCCUCAUUUUGCCGCCCGCGCCAAGAUCCGCAAGACCGCCCAGAAGCUCCUCCUCAACCACCUCAAGGCGAAGAGGCUUGAAGAAUUGGCAGCCGAGAUCAAGAAGCGGAAGGAAGGAUUGAAGAAGAAGCAGAUUACGGACGAGGACACAAAGGGGGAAAAGGUGUUGGAUUCGAAUGAUGAAAUUGGGGCUGAAGGAAGCAGCGUUCUACCUCGUGGUGAUAUGGAAUCAGGGGUUUCUUCCCAGGAAAACCAAGAUGAGCUAUUGGCUGCAUCCCUUGCUGCGGAGGAAGAGAUGGAGAUCAAUAAGAAUGUGCUUACAUCCGAGGGUGGUCUGGAUGAAGCGGAGGAUGACAAUGAUGAGAAUGAAGAAAUGAUUUUUCCAAUGGAUAACAUCCAUAUAGAUCCAGCAGUUCUAGCCUCCUUGCCUCCAUCAAUGCAAUUGGAUCUUCUUGUUCAGAUGAGGGAGAGCAUCAUGGCUGAGAACAGGCAGAAAUAUCAGAAAAUUAAAAAGGUAUGGAACUCUUAAAAGAUUUUUUUUUUUAAAUGAAUCUUUUAUUGCCUAAUAUUCA
Molecule: messenger RNA, 680 nt
Organism: Musa acuminata AAA Group (dessert banana)
Lineage: Eukaryota; Viridiplantae; Streptophyta; Magnoliopsida; Zingiberales; Musaceae
Product: DNA repair protein UVH3-like
Exons: 5
Coding region: 56-637 (193 amino acids)
Cellular component (GO): nucleus
Molecular function (GO): DNA endonuclease activity; single-stranded DNA binding
Source: RefSeq, a predicted model, not a curated record